GGGCAAUCGCAUACUACAGUAUCUCAGCCUAUUAUGCCAGGCUUUUGAAAUGCUUCACGGUGUGCCAAUCUUAUUUGCUCAUUGCCUAGAUAUGGCGUUAUAAUGGUUUACAUUGUACAGGUGUGGGCUGGGAACAGGAGGGACGCACAAGUUGAACAAACACCUGCAUUUGGUAUUUUUUGAACGAAGCACACGUCAUCUUUACACAGCAGUUAGGUGAGCUGAAGGCAGGUGACAUUUAAGGAGAACUCGUCCAUGUAUCAGGUGAUCAGUUUCUGAUUGUGUUUAGUGAUCAGGUUUCCUGAUUAUCAAACCUCCCGAGUCGAGCUUUUGAAUGGAGCACUUCCACAUCUGUCCAGUGACUAACUACUACAAGAGGAUCCUUCUACCGGUGUGCUACAGCCUUGUGUUUCUGCUGGGCCUGAGUUUAAACGGCGCCCUGCUGUGGUGCGUGUGUUGUCGGACGCGCCGCUGGAGCAGCACGGUGAUCUACAUGACCAACCUUGCGGUGACUGAUCUCCUCUACGUGCUGGCCUUGCCCCCUCUCAUCAUCAGCGACGCCAUGGGAGGCCUGUGGCCCUUCGGCAACAUUAUCUGCAAAGCGGUCAGGUUCUUCUUCUUCGUCAACCUCCACUGCAGCAUGAUGUUCCUCACCUGCGUCAGCGUGCUCCGUUUCGUGGGAGUGUGCUUCCCCAUCGCCGCCGUGCGCCUCAGGACCAAGAAACUCGCUCUCUUUGCGUCGGGCUCGGUUUGGGUCCUGGCCUCUGCGGAGAUUUUGCCGACGCUGGUGUUUGCGCACACGGGUGUGAUCAACAACAUGACCGUGUGCUUUGAAAUGACCAACCCGAAGCAAUUUAACGUUUACUUCCCCUAUGGAGUGUUUUUAGCCAUAGUGGGUUUUCUGUUCCCAUUUCUCGUCGUUGUCACCUGUUACUGUUCCAUGAUAAAGGUGCUGUACUGCAGGGCCGCGGACAGCAUCUCCAACGCCAGGACGGCUCGCAUGCGUAACAAGUCCCUGUACACUCUUUUGGUCGUGUGUCUUAUGUUCGUGGUGUGUUUCGUGCCUUAUCACAUCGCUCGCACAGUCUACUUGUUUGUGAGGGUCUACAUGCCCGAGGACUGUCACCUGCUGAACGUGGUCAUGAUCUCCUAUAAAGUCUGGGAGCCGGUAGUCAGCUUUAACUGCUGCGCAAAUCCUCUCCUCUACCUUUGGGGCUCUCACCAGCAGCGUCAGGAGCUCCGGGCCUGGCUGUGUAGGAAAAGGAACAGAGUGCAGCCCAUUGGGUGUCCGGUAGUGGAUGUAGGCAGCACAAACAGAUCCGGUGGGUAGACAGCAUCCAUCAGAGGACUGAACAGUGUAUACAGCGACUUUUAUCAUGAAUCAG
This is a messenger RNA of Lates calcarifer (barramundi perch), 1385 nucleotides long. Its product is annotated as P2Y purinoceptor 3-like. NCBI's taxonomy places the organism in Eukaryota, Metazoa, Chordata, Actinopteri, Centropomidae. The transcript has a single exon. The record is from RefSeq and is a predicted model, not a curated record. Gene Ontology annotation, biological process: G protein-coupled receptor signaling pathway. Bases 335 to 1330 code for a protein of 331 amino acids. Gene Ontology annotation, cellular component: plasma membrane. Gene Ontology annotation, molecular function: G protein-coupled receptor activity.